Messenger RNA from Gigantopelta aegis, 8035 nucleotides. Its product is annotated as plexin-B-like. Gene Ontology annotation, cellular component: semaphorin receptor complex. The transcript has 37 exons. The coding region runs from base 1846 to 7542 and encodes 1898 amino acids. Lineage: Eukaryota; Metazoa; Mollusca; Gastropoda; Neomphalida; Peltospiridae. The record is from RefSeq and is a predicted model, not a curated record. Gene Ontology annotation, biological process: motor neuron axon guidance; regulation of GTPase activity; semaphorin-plexin signaling pathway involved in axon guidance. Gene Ontology annotation, molecular function: protein binding; semaphorin receptor activity.
CUGAAGAUAUUGUCCUUUGAAUGUUUGCUUUGACAGAUUUUGAUUACUAACACACAGUGCCUGACAUAGUCAUUCAUUACUGAGCUGAACUAAUAUUUGUUUCUAUACUUAUCCUCUAGAAGUUUGUAUACUUAAUUUUGUAAAUGUAAAUGGUAACAAGUAUUGGUGUAGAAAUCUGAAGGUAUACAUGUUAUUCUUUGAAUGUUUGCUUUGACAGAUUUUGAUUACUACAACACAAUACCCGACAUAGUCAUUCAUUCAUUACUGAGCUGUAGGAACAUUGUCGGUAUAUUGCUGUAAUGGUUUCAAUUGUCACUACACUGCACAAGCAUCUGUGAGAAUGCUUUUCAUUAUGUUUUGGUUUUGCCUGCCAUUCAUCACACGAGUUAUUGCAUUGUAUUGACGUUUCAGCUUCUCCUCGCACCGUUCGUGUGUAUGUGUGUGUGUGGAUCUGCUUUAACCGCUAUCGUCUUGGCACACAUGGAGCAUUGACAUAGACACACACAGUCAUUUGUUAUGCAUGUGCAGCUUUCCCAGUUUGAAAUCGAAUGCUUCUGUUCUAUCUCACUCUCUGUAGUGUUGUAUGUUAAAUGCUCUCUAUAGCUUUGGACUGAUUUUUUUUUUUUUCAAACGGUAUUUUCACGACACUGGUUGCUGAUAGUGGUUUCCUUCUUAUUCUCAAAGCCCACGGUUUUUUCCCCCCCAUUUUAAUGGGAGACGGAGACAUGGGGGAUUUGCCAGUGAAUAAUAAAGGCCGGCAAGACAAAUGGUUUGUUGGAGGGAUGGAUGCCGCCAUAGAAGGGUGACUGCUAAUGACAGGAUUACACCAGUGAUCGCUGCUGAUUACCACUCAUUCUCCCAUUCGGUUGGAAUACAGCCAUCACUGCAUGUGUGAAAAGGAGACAACGAAACUCGACCGGUAGUGACUUUGUGGAUCUCUGUGUGACUUGACUCUGUGGAUCUUUGUGUGAAUCGACUCUGUGGAUCUGUGUGUAACUUGACUGUGGAUCUGUGUGUGACUGAACUCUGUGGAGACUCUGUGGAUCUCUGUGUGACUCGAUUCUGUGGAGCUCUGUGUGACUUGACUCUGUGGAUCUGUGUGUGACUUGACUGUGGAUCUCUGUGUGACUCAACUCUCUGGCUCUCUGUGUGACUCGACUCUGUGGAUCUCUGUGUGACUCGACUCUGUGGAUCUGUGUGUGACUCAACUAUGGAUCUCUGUGUGACUCGACUCUUGUGUGACUCGACUGUGGCUGUCUGUGUAACUUGACUCUGUGGAUCUCUGUGUGACUCAACUCUGUGGAUCUCUGUGACUUGUGUGUUCUCGACACACAAUCACUAUAAUGCACUUGAGUCCAAACUGUUGACAGUGACUCAUCUCCCCCCACCUCCCCCUGAUUCCUGCGCAAUCCCAUUCAAGUGAUUCUCCAUCAAGAUUCUCGUGUAGUGGAGAGGACUAACUCAGUGCCAAUCUUGGAAUUCACUGCUGGGACUCACACACACAUACUCCAUACACACCAUACAUUUUUGAGUGUGAGGGGAUUUUCACAUGGUUCUAUAUAGAGAAUUCUGUUUACUGGUGGUUUCCUGUUCCCGAUCACAUAAGCUCAACUAAGAGUGGAUUUCUAUGACUCGUGACUAAGAACCAGUGGGAGACAGACCAGAUAUUGAUGAGCUGUCAAGACAGAGAAUAAGACAACUAUAGACAUUGAAGAGGACAAGUCUAGCUGGAUUAGAUAGCUAGACAUUAAGGAGGUUACAACAACUAGACAUCGAGGAAGUUAAGUCUAGCUAGACGUCGAGGCUGCAGGAUGCACGUGCAGUGGUAAAAAGUCCUUGGCCAAAAUGUUGGUUGUAACACUGGGAGUUUUCUCCAUGAUUCUCGGAUUAUUGAGCAGACUCAUCUACAGUAUUUCCCUGGGGCACCCCCUCAACCACCUGGUCAUCGACAAUGAGACGGGCACCGUCUAUGUGGGUGCCGUCAACCGGAUCUACCAGCUGGACUCCAACCUCCGGUUACUGGUGGAGGUGCAGACCGGCCCCCGGAAUGACAGCCCCAACUGUCUACCCCCUCCCGAUCCCUGCUCCUACUCCACACACGAGACUCAGAACUACAACAAGAUCUUAGCCAUCGACAGAAACCGGAAAAAGCUGGUAACGUGUGGGAGCAUCUACCAGGGAUCGUGUGAAACCAGAAAUUUAGCAAAUGUUUCAAAAAGUAGAACUUACUAUGUAGGUAGCCAAGUGAAUGAUUUUGCCGUAGCUGCGAAUGAGCCUAAUGCGUCAACAGUUGCAUUCAUUGCACCGGGACCCCAGGGAUUUGAUGUUCUGUAUGUGGGAACGACGUACACGGGUGGAACAAUGGAGGCUCGCUCGUACCGUGAUGAUGUUCCGGCCGUCAGCAGUAGAAGUUUGGACCGGAACCGGUUCUCGUUUGCCGAAGUCAGCAAUGCACUGCAAGGACUGUCGUCAUCCAUCUACCUGAAACGGCAGGUGAUGUCAAACUAUCUUAUCAAAUACGUGUCAGGAUUCAGUUCGGACAAAUUCAGCUACUUUCUGACGGUACAGAAGGACUCUGUUGAUGAAAGCCGCGCCAUCAAGAACGUGUCGAAAAUCAUUCAGCUCUGUCAGAACGACCCAAAUUUCUUCUCCUAUGCAGACAUCCCUCUCCGCUGUUCACAUGGCAAGGUGGAUUACAACAUGGUGCAGGGGUCGGCCAUCAUCCGGCCGGCGCAGAGACUGAGGCAGUCGUUUAAGGGUCUGUCCAAUGAGGAUGAUGUGUUGGUGGCGCUGUUCUCGCGACGCACGGAGAGCGGAGAGAAGAAGACAAAUUCGGCAAUCUGUGUGUAUUCCAUGAAGGAGGUGCGGGCGAAAUUCUUAGAGAAUAUUAAACUGUGUCACCAAGGCAAUGCAUCGGUCAGUGGUGGAGGGUACCUGAGAGUGGGUCCGCAAGGGAACUGUAAUCAACAGAGUGGCCUGGUGCUGCAGAACGUAGAGGACCCGUACAAGUACCUGUGUAACAUGCACCUCGAGAGUUUCUCCAUGGUGGUCGGCAUCAGUCCGCUGGUGAGCUCCCCCAUCAAGGUCUACCUCGACACCAUCCUCACGUCCAUCGCCCUCACCACCGUCAACGAACACACCGUCGCUUUCGUCGGAACCUCGGACGGAUUGGUGAAAAAGAUUGUGCUGGAUUCAUCAAUCAAGUCGAGAGAAUAUUCCGAGAUUGUCGUGGAUCAGGGAAGUUCUGUGAAUCAGGACAUGCAUUUUGACAGGUUGCAUGAACACAUCUACGUGAUGACUCGGAACAACAUCACAAAGUUGAAGGUACACGAGUGCAACAGUUACAAAAGCUGCAGUGAAUGCCUGGUAGAUGGAGAUCCAUACUGUGGCUGGUGCUCCCUCGAGAAAAGGUGUGCGUUAAGAGAAGACUGUGCUAAUGCUAAAGACAAGAGUUUGUCUCGCUGGCUUCACGGCAGCUCCAACCAGUGUAUCUCCAUCACAGAAAUCUCACCAAGGACAGCUUCCGUCAGCAAGAUAGAACAGCUGCAUCUGACAAUUCAACAGUUGCCACAGACGACCACCUACAGCUGUGUGUUCAAGGAACUCAACUGGAGCACACAGGCGGAGUUCUGGUAUUUUGGGGCAAGGUGCUCAACUCCAGACUUUGAGGCUUUAGGCGUAUCAAUUAGCGAAGGAUUCCGCACUAUAACCCUGGCUCUGAACUCGAGUGAGACGGGAAAACUGUUUGUUACAAGGAAAUUCACUUUCUACAACUGUAGCAACUUCAAGACCUGUUCGCAGUGUACCGACUCUGCAUUUGAGUGUAACUGGUGUGUGUAUGACAACGGCUGUUACCAUAACACCAUGAACUGCCAGCCUGAGAUCAUUGGAGGAAUGACUAGUAAACUGCAGAGUCUAAAGGGUUCGCUGCACUGUCCUCGCAUCGAUACCGAGCAGACGGAUGCGAUAUACCUCCCUGUUGGAAUACGCAAACCGGUUCUCUUCAAGGGCUACAACUUUCCUGAACUCAAACCAAGUCUUGCUAAUUACAAGUGCGUCAUAGACACGGGUGUUCUCAAGUACGAGGCUCCGGCCGAGCGACUGGACGCCAGCCACAUCACGUGCACCAUCCCAGCCAUCGAGUACCAGGCGAACAUCGGCACACUGGAGGCUACAGUGUCCGUGUACUGGGGAACCAACUUCUACCUGGAGACCACCAGUCAGCUCAUCGCCACGAUCUACAAGUGUCACGUACUGGCGAACUCUGAGUGUGGUUUGUGUCUCAACCUGAACUUCACCCGGCCCUACCUCGAGUGUCUGUGGUGUGACGGGACCUGCAAGUACAACACCUGGUGCCAGACCCCCAGUAUCGUCGCCUGCCCUGCUCCUGAGAUUCACAAUGUGUACCCACUGUCCGGCCCCAUACAGGGAGGCACUAACGUGACCAUAGUGGGCAAGAAUCUUGGUGCCACCUUUGAGCAGAUAGAGAAUGCUGUGUCGGUCGCUAGUGUGAAGUGUAUGCCCUACCGCUCAGAGUACUCUCCAUCAAGAAGAAUUGUGUGUCGGACGGACUGGCGAGGACAGAUAGCUGAUGGUUACGUUACAGUCCGGAUUGGAUCGGCCCAGGCCAAAUACGACAAACCUUUUCACUACAGGAGCCCAGUGCUGACAUCUAUUAAGCCAUCAAAUGGUCCGAAAUCCGGAGGAAGCAGAAUCACCAUAUAUGGACGUGACCUAAACACUGGCAGUAAAAUAGAGGCCAGCUUUGGCAAUGAGCGAUGCAUUGUGGACAAGUCCUCAGUGACAGCCACAUCUCUGGUGUGUGUCACGAAGGAAGUGCCGGACGCCACCCCCAGGUCUCCCAUUAAGCUGUUUUACGAUGGCCGCGAGUUCAUCCUCUCCAGAGAUUUCUUCUACCGAGAGGACCCAGUCAUCGAGAGAAUCAACCCAUUGAAAAGCAUUGCAAGUGGUGGCCGAUAUCUGAAUGUGCAUGGAAAGCACUUCCGCUACAUCCAGAAGCCACAGAUGUUUGCUUACAUUCCUGCUGUUAACAACCAGUUUAUCACCACCAAGGCCACAGAUUGUUAUGUUCUGAAUGGUGCCAUCAUGCAGUGCCCGACUCCUGCCCUACCAGCAGCAGUCCGAGAUCAGACCCGUCUGAAACGUUCAUCAUGGAGCAGUCCAUCCAAGAGGUCCGUGGACACACUCAAAGUGCAGCUGGCCUUCAAGAUGGACUGGGUGAAGUCCGUGCUCAACCUCUCGGCAUCAGCGGCCGAUUUGGAUUCAACCAUGCAGUAUUAUCCCGACCCAGUGGUCUACAACUUCACCGAACAACAUGGUGUUAAAACGUUCAAGGGAGAGCUUUUGAUCAUUGAGGGCAAAGAUCUGACACUAGCAGCUGAAAAGCGUGACGUCUUGGUUCUGAUUGGCCAGAAGCUAUGCAACGUGACAACGUUGUCAUCAACACAGAUUGUGUGUCUUCCUCCCCCAGAACAACCCCCCGGUGUGGACAACGAGGGCAAGGCAGACAAACAAGAACUACCCCAUGUUGUGGUGAGCAUCAACAACUUGCGGUUCCCGGUUGGGAGAGUUGAGUACGAUGUUCCCGAGAAGUUCAGUUUUCCGAAGGAGGCCAUUGCCGCGAUCGCUGCUGGCGGGGGUUUCCUCCUGCUCGUUAUUGUGCUCAUCCUCAUCAUCUACCGCAGACAGAGCACCAAGGCCGAGCGCAUCUACCUCAAGCUGCAGAUCCAGCUCGACAACCUGGAGAGUAAUGUCCGGAAUGAAUGUAAACAAGCAUUUGCCGAGCUACAGACGGACAUGACCGAUCUUACCGGAGAUAUUGUGUCCAGCGGGAUUCCGUUCUGGGAUUAUCACUCCUACACGUUCAAGGUCCUCUUCCCUGGGAUGUCCGACCACGUCAUACUACACCCACCACUGCAGAAAAAUGGUCGGUUCCGGUUCUCGGACCAAGGUCUACAGCAGUUCCAACAACUUUUGAAUAAGAAGACAUUCAUCUUGAUUUUUAUUAGAACUCUGGAAAACCAGCGAGGAUUUAGCAUCAGAGACAAAGUGAAUGUUGCCUCUCUUCUUAUCAUCAUCUAUCAAAGCAACAUGGAGUAUGCCACUGAAAUAUUAAAAUGUUUGCUGACCGAAUUGCUGGAGAAAUCUGUUGCUGGACGUCAUCCCAAACUGAUGUUAAGAAGGACAGAAUCGGUUGUAGAAAAAAUGCUGAGUAACUGGCUGGCAUUGUGUUUGUACAAAUAUUUAAAGGACCAUGCAGGUUCGUCACUGUUCAUGCUGUACAAAGCCAUCAAACUUCAGGCGGAGAAGGGACCUGUGGAUUACGUGACGGGGGAUGCCCGGUACUCACUGUCAGAGGACAGGCUCCUCAGAGAGAAGAUAGAGCCCAAAACACUGAUGUUAAACGUGGAGCACAAUGGGGAGAUAAUCCAGUGUCGAGUGUUAGACUGCGACACUAUUACACAGUCGAAGGAGAAGAUGUUGGACUUACUGUACCGCAACAUACCGUUCUCACAGAGACCAUUGGUACAUGAACUUGACCUAGAGUGGCGCAAUGGUCCUAUUGGUCCGGCCAUGCUGCAGGAUGAGGAUUCGUCAUCCUCCAGUAAGGAUGGCUGGCGUCGCUACAACACAUUACAGUACUACAAAGUGACAGACGGCGCUUACAUGUCGUUGAUACACAAACAACAGACCAUCAAGUCUCUAAAUGGUUCCAUAGAUAACUGUGUGAUGUCUGUGAAUUCAGCUUACCCUAUCAUGAAAGUUGACAAAGACCCAGGCAUCAGGCACUGGCAUCUGGUGAAACACGAAGAUGUCCAUGUGAAAGAUGGUGGAGUGAAGAUGAUAUCAGAAAUCUUCCUUACCAGACUGCUGUCAACCAAGGGUACUCUACAGAAGUACAUUGAUGACUUCUUCAAGACCAUGUUGGUGAUGAGCAACACCAUGCCCCCUGUGAUAAAGUAUCUCUUCGACUUCCUCGAUGAAGCGGCUGAAAAAUACGGCUUGACAGACCAAGACAUCGUCCACACGUGGAAGUGUAACAGUUUACCGCUCCGGUUCUGGGUGAACAUCAUCAAGAACCCAGAUUUUGUGUUUGAUAUUUACAAGCCCCACAUCGUGGACUCCUGUCUGUCUGUGGUAGCUCAAACUUUCAUGGAUAGUUGUUCCACCUCGCAGCACAGGCUGGGAAAGGAUUCCCCAUCCAAUAAGCUGCUGUUUGCGAAAGAUAUCGUCCACUACAGAAAGUUGGUGGAGAAGUAUUUCACAGACGUCCAAGACCAGCCACCCAUCAGUGAUCAGGACAUGAACUCCUUCCUGGCAGAAGUUUCUCGGAUGUGUUCGGGAAAAUUUUAUAUUUCAAGUGCACUUCGAGAGCUUUACACUUACGUAUCCAAAUAUAGCAAUGAGAUUCUGGAUGCAUUAGAAAUGGACAAUGUUGCAAAUGCCCAGCAAUUGGCUGGCAAACUGGGUCAAGUUAUAACAGCAAUGGAAGGAUCAUCUGGCAAGAUUGCCUAUGUCUGAUAACAGAAGCUGUUUGAAAUUUUCAAAUGUGAUACUAAAAUGACUGACUGGUCCAUCAAAUUCAAGACUGCAAGAUACCGUUUCUGCAAGGAAAACAUAAAACAAGACAUAUUGGCUGUGUCAGAAAUCCGAUUGGUUUAAUUUAAUAUUUAUGUGCCGAAAUUGUUGAUUUGUCGCAGUCACUGAUUGGUUCCUGCACUAAUAUUCCAAUUUCUGACUGAUUUAGGUACGGAAAUGCUGAUUGGUUUAGAUGUGUGUUGGUAUUAACCAAUUGGUUCUGGCACAGGAGCAGUUACGGAGCCUAUUUCCUGUGAUGGAGCUGCUGUAGUAUUGCCGAACUGACCACAUGUCUUUCAUUGUUGCCUGAAAAACACCCAUGCUCUGACACUACUGGAUGCACAUUAUUCAGGCAGUAUUAUGGGUUUAUGAAUUCUUGCCUUUGGAAACCAUUUUGAUGUUUUUUUUAUUGGACAAAUGUACAAAUGCUUCACAU